AAACUUAUCGAUCUAAAGCGAAGAAAUGAAAGUGAACUCGUGUAUGUGAUCAGUGUCGGUGUGAACCACUGUCACUGUUAGUAUCGUGAUACUGUUAGUAUCCUGAUUUAAAAACACGCUAAUGCGUCUUUUAGUGUUCGUCCGCUGAACAUAUGACGCUCUGCGUGGCGCUCACGUGCUGAUCAACGCAGUGAACCUCUGUCACUGUCUUUUAUCUUAGUUCUUUUUUAACUGUGCAAUGGAGUCUCUGUCAUUGAAUUAUGUUUCUCAGCUGAACGAGUACCAGCAGACGACACAGUGCACCGUGGAGUAUGAGGAGGGAUCCACAGAUGGACCGAGUCACAACAAAACGUUCACUAUGAGGGCUAUAGUUAAUGGACAGCAGUAUCCUGAGGGCACUGGGAAAACCAAGAAAGAGGCCAGGAUAAAUGCUGCCAAGAACGCCCUUGAUGCCAUAAAAAACACUCAAAAUACUGAACCUACAACGUCAUCUGUUCAAAACACUCCCAACAAUAUGACUGUAUCUCAGAGGAAUUAUAUUUGCUGGCUCAAUGAGUAUUCAAUGAAGAAAAAGUUAUGUUUUAAGGCGCGUGAGUCCAGAAAGACAGGAAACACUGCUCAAUUGUAUACUUAUGUUUGUAAGUAUGUUUGUGGUGAUAAAGAGUUUCCUGAGGCUUGUGGAAAUAAUAAGAAGGACGCUAAAGAAGCAGCGGCAAAAUGUGUUUAUGAAGAGUUACUCAAAACACAAGAUGUAGAGGUCUUCGAUGUCAACAGCAAUCGAACACAGAGGUCAGAGGUUGUGUCUCGUAGUGCUAGCCUGGACUGUGCCAGUUUGAGUUUAGCUGAUGAACCUCGUUGCACCACGCCUGACAGCAACUACAUUGCACUUCUCAAUGACUACAGCCAGAAACAUAAACAAGCACUUGAUUUUAACUUAGUGGAGAGACGAGGCCCUCCUCACAAACCUGAGUUUGUAUAUAAAGUUGUUCUGGAUGGUAAGGAAUAUCCUGAAGGACAAGGAAAGAGCGCAAAAGAGGCAAAGCAACAUGCUGCUCAGCGCGCUUGGAGCGUAAUGAAUGACAAUUCGGGAUGGACCACACAGAGUUCUGAAGAUGACAGCUCCUCACAAACUCAAGAUACAUCUAAAUCUGAGGAUGAACAAAACUCUUCAAUAAGCUCGUCUGAAACUCCCAGCUCAAGUUCUUUCAUCGUCUUCCAAGACUCAUCUGCUGUCGGCUCUCCUAUGGCUGAAAGCCCUUGUGAGAUCCCGAAAAUGGAUGUAAAGCCGAAAAUAAAGUUAGCACCAGUUUUUCAUCUGUCACCAAUCCAGCCUUGCCUGGCCAAGAGUAAAGAGGUUGAUCCCAUCGUGGAUGCCCACAGUCCGACAAAGCCAUCUGAAGAUCAACCUUCAAACCAAGCUGUAAAGUCAAGGUUUUUGGAAGACUUUGACUCAAUAAGUCGAAUUGGCAAAGGUGGCUUCGGACGUGUUUUCAAGGCACGACGAAAGCUUGAGGACACAUAUUAUGCUGUGAAGAUAGUGAAGAGUAAAGAAAAAGCUCUUCGUGAGGUUGGGGCUUUGGCUGGUUUUAAUAAUGCCAACAUCGUCCGGUAUUACACAGCCUGGGUCGAGGACACGACAUACAGAUACGAUUCUUCAGAGAGCUACAGCCAUUCAGAUUCUGGCAGUGACCCAGUCACAAAAUACCUCUACAUUCAGAUGGAGCUUUGUGAGGGAGACACGCUUUAUGCCUGGAUUGGUAAAAUGAACUCUUUAAAUGUUGAUUGUCCUGAGCGGAGGACGGAUGCAGCACAGAUCGGCAGACAGGUGAUGAAGGCUGUGGAGUACAUACACUCCAAGAGCUUCAUCCACAGAGACCUGAAGCCUUUGAACAUAAUGUUCAACAGUGAGGGAACAGUAAAGAUUGGAGACUUUGGCCUCGUGACAACAGCAGAAAAUGACAAUGACACACAACUGCUGGAACGGACUAAAGGAACAGGAACCCUUAUUUACAUGAGCCCAGAGCAGGUGGCUCUAACACCCUAUGACAAAAAGGUGGAUAUAUACGCUUUGGGUCUCAUAUACUUUGAACUCAUCUGGAAACUUGCCACAGUGUCUGAAAAGAUUUGGAAAAACAUAAGAGAUAGGGAUUUUCCACCACAUUUCUCCAGCAAAUUUAGUUUUGAGCAUAAGCUUAUAGAUCGAAUGCUGAGUCCCCGUCCUGAAGAGAGACCAGACGCCUCCGAGCUGAUCAGAGAGCUGGACCGAUCUUCAGCCGUGCUGAAAGCUGAUCCCAGUGACUUCGUUUCAGGAUUGUCUGAUAGUUUUGAUGUGAUUGCAAAACUUGGUCAUGGAGCCUAUGGCUGCGUUUAUAAAGUAAAACAUAUAUAUGAUGACAAGAUCUAUGCUGUAAAGAAGGUCAUCUUAACCGAGAAAGCUGAUUCUGAGGUGAAGGCAUUGGCUCGACUAGAGCAUCCAAACAUAGUGCGUUACAUCACAUGCUGGCCAAGUUCUGAAGACUGGACGUCAAACCAAGAAGGAAACCAAGAGUCCAAUACACCAGGUUCUUCAUCAGAUGUAGAGACCUAUGAGGAUGAUGAUGAUGAUGAUGAUGAUGGUGACAGUGACACAUCAGGAGUGGAAAGUCUGGGUGUGACAGACAGCGGGACAUAUUUGUUUAUUCAGAUGGAGUUCUGCGAGGGAGGAACACUGACUGAUUGGAUUAAGGAGAGAAAUUAUCUGAAAAAACAGAGAACCAUGGUGGAAAUCCAUAAAAUAUUUUAUGAAAUUAUCACUGGAGUGGAAUUCAUCCAUGCAAACAAUCUCAUCCACAGAGACUUGAAGCCUGAUAACAUACUGUUUGGAGCUGAAGGCAAAGUGAAGAUCGGAGACUUUGGGCUGGUGACCGAUCAGAAUGGUGACCCUAUAGAGAGGUCAAACAGUGGAACACCAACUUACAUGAGUCCUGAACAGGAAAAUAAGAGGACUUAUGAUGAAAAAACAGACAUUUUUCCCCUUGGACUCGUGUGGUUUGUGAUGAUCUGGAAAAUAUCUACUGGUAGUGAAAGAGUAAAGCUGUGGCCGGAUCUGAGAGAUCGAAGGUUUCCAAAAGGUUUCAGCCAGAGUUAUCCAAAUGAGAGUAAAUUCAUCGUGAAGAUGCUGUCGUAUUCACCCGAGCACAGACCACAUGCAAAAGACAUGAAAGAAACACUGAAGAAGUUUUUCUCUCUGGAUCCGAAUCUGUUAAGCCAGAAAACUGUCUGAGAUUUUUGUGUAUUGAAACUGUCUCAGCAGUUAAUUAUGUCCUUUCAAAAUAAUGAAUUUACACAGAGUACAACUGACAGGUUACAACGUUUUGAUGAUUUCAUGGAUUUGUUCAUGAUUUAAUGAUAAACUAUUUAAUGAUCUCUGAUUAAGGUGAUAAUAUAAACUCAUGAUUUGUAAAGUUCGGGGAGUGAUUUUUAUAAACAAAGUAUGAGAAUAACUUCUGAAGGAUCUAAGGAUCCUCAAUGCAGCCUGCAGGUAUUUUGCUUCAAGAGAGCAACCAUACAUUUGUUUUGUUUUACAUUCUUUCUCUUAUAUUAAUUUGUUCAUAAUCAUUUUAAUAAUUUAAUCAUAUAAUAAUUUUGAAUAAUUUAAAUACUAAUUUCAUUUAUUUAUAAACUGAUUAAUUAUGUAAUCACGAAGGUGCAAAAGCACCUAUUGUAUCCGUUAGCAUUAGUAUCCUUCCGUAUGUUCCUCCAUUGUGUCUAUGGCAGCCCAUAGAACAGCUUGUGGGAAUGUUGUGAUAUUUGGCACACUGAUAGAGGACAGUGAAAAAAGUCACCAUAGCAAAUUUGGAGUCUCUAACUCAAACUCUCUAGCGCCACCACUUGUUCAAAGUUUCACUCAUGUAUAUGCUAAUAACUUUUAAAUGUAAGACACAGAAGGAAUUUUCUGUUUUCCUCUGAUUCCUUGGCUCAUGCCAAGUCGAAUGGACCCAAAAAUUAAAAAAUUGUAAGGUAUAGUUUUUUUCGCUAUUUUUAAUUGUUUGUAAAACCUACUUUUUCGAACUCGUCCUAGACGGUUUGCAUGAUUUUCACCAAAAAAGCAUGCAGAAGCGGUUAUGAGGCUAUAUCUCCGCAGCGGUUUAUCGCGGUUUAUCGCAUUUAGACCAAACUCAGUGUGUGUUAUAACAAGCAUGACCUGAGGCUACCUGCAGUGUUUCAGCACAGUGCCACCUAGUGGUCAGGAGAUAAAAAUAAAUGACCAUUUUUAUUUAUGUCUUCUGAAUAUAUUCAUCGCCACCUAUUGGUCAAAAGUGAUAAGCCAAUAAUUAAUAUUACUAGUGGUUCUAUUUAUGAUUUAUCAGCCAUUUUGACUAAAAUAAUAGUAAAAUGGUUUUGACUCAAUGACUCAUUCCCGCAGUUGGUCUGAAGCUUGCUUUUGUAGUGCUUGGCUCCAUAAUUACUGCUUGCAGCUCUAUUUAUAUUGUUUUUUAUAUUACUGUUUUCAUUGUUGUUUAAUCUUAUGACUCUGUACUUUUAAAUGGCUGUUUGUCUUUAUGAAUAAGAGGUAAGUGGGAAUGUUUAUGGAAUCUCAUGGGUUUAUGGAAUGUUGUUGUGAAGCAGUUUGAUGUAAAGCUACUUGUUUGACUAGUGUUCAUCAGACGAAGUCUAAGCAUUGAGACGUGCAGCUAAGAUUAUUCAAUAAACUCUGCUCCUUUUUACAAUCAUCA
Molecule: messenger RNA, 4715 nt
Organism: Carassius gibelio (silver crucian carp)
Lineage: Eukaryota; Metazoa; Chordata; Actinopteri; Cypriniformes; Cyprinidae
Product: interferon-induced, double-stranded RNA-activated protein kinase
Exons: 27
Coding region: 239-3262 (1007 amino acids)
Biological process (GO): protein phosphorylation
Molecular function (GO): protein kinase activity; ATP binding; double-stranded RNA binding
Source: RefSeq, a predicted model, not a curated record